UGACCAAACCAACCCACACCGAGACGCCUGCCUGAAACCCAAAAGGAGAAGGGGAGAGCGGCGCGGCGGCGGCGGCCCGGCGCCGGAGGGGAGCUGGGGAGGGGAGGAGAGCAGAAGUGGCGAUGUCGGCGAUCGGCUCCUCCAACAUCGGAUUCCAGCUGCUGAAGAAGUCUGGUUGGAAGGAGGGCACCGGCCUCGGAGCGCAGGAGCAGGGAAGGUUGGAGCCUGUAGAGACUCGUGUUAAGAACAACAAGCGUGGUCUAGGUUCUAAAGAACCAAAACCAAAGCCUAAGGUGGAGGAUGAUGUUGAAAAAGAUCCCAAAAAGCCCAAGAAGGACAUGCAGUCAAAGAAAAGGGCAAAGCUAGCUGCAAAGAGGAUCAGGAAGAUGCAAGAAGAGGAGAAGCGAUUGCAAGAGAAGGAAUUCGAGAUGGCUUUCUUUAGGGAAUUUUGGCCUGAUAAUGUGUAAAGCAGAGUUACUGACCUUGGCUGAUAAGGCGAAUGUACAGGUUGUUAAACUCUAGCAAGUUAUGGGACCGCCAUUCUGUUUUGUGCCGGUAUCCAAAAUUAACCAACGACCAUUCAAUUUGUGCAUUAUUUCUCACUAAUAUGCUGUUGUAUUGCAUCGGAUUGUUGUUUCUUGAAAAUAUGAUUCGGGUUGCUUGUAAUAUCCAGUUUUGCUAUCCUUGGUGUUAUUGUACACCAUUUGAACU
Messenger RNA from Setaria italica (foxtail millet), 711 nucleotides. Its product is annotated as PIN2/TERF1-interacting telomerase inhibitor 1. The coding region runs from base 123 to 467 and encodes 114 amino acids. Lineage: Eukaryota; Viridiplantae; Streptophyta; Magnoliopsida; Poales; Poaceae. Gene Ontology annotation, molecular function: nucleic acid binding. The transcript is spliced from 4 exons. The record is from RefSeq and is a predicted model, not a curated record.